Molecule: messenger RNA, 1617 nt
Organism: Cyclopterus lumpus (lumpfish)
Lineage: Eukaryota; Metazoa; Chordata; Actinopteri; Perciformes; Cyclopteridae
Product: protease-associated domain-containing protein 1-like
Exons: 5
Coding region: 153-728 (191 amino acids)
Source: RefSeq, a predicted model, not a curated record
CGCAUGCGCGGAUUAAAGAACCGCGGAAGUGGCCGCUAACCUGCCGCUCUGUUGUUGAAAGAAGCGCAGCUUAGCGCACAGUACCACAAAUGGACAACCAGCGCAUUGUCUUUUCUACAUAACGUCGAGGAGCUCGUCUUAAUGUCUGGACCAUGGCGAAGGUUGUUUGCGCGACGGCUUUAGUGUUACACCUCUGGAGUGUUUUCACGCACUUCGGCCGCGUGUCAGGUCUCGGGAUCAAUGAGCUGCUUUACUUCCGGGUCAUCAGUCCAGAGGAGAUAGGGUACAUCUUCAGCGCGGCACCUGCUAAAGACUUCGGAGGAGAUUUUACGUCAUCAUAUGAUGAGAUUUUCCUCGUCCUGGCAGACCCAGCAGACGGCUGCUUGGAGUUGAAGGACAGAGAAAUCAUACAGGGACAAGUAGUGCUGGUGGAAAGAGGAGGUUGCUCCUUCGUACAAAAGGCCCGACACGUGGAGGAAGCUGGAGGCAAAGCCGUUCUGAUCGCCGAUGAUGCCUCGGACAAUGACAGCCAGUACCUCGAUAUGAUCGCCGACGGGAGCGCCGCCAAACCGAGCAUCCCGGCCCUGUUCCUGUUGGGGCGCGACGGGAUGAUGAUCAGACGAUCGCUUCAGAGACAAGCACUGCCGUGGGCUGUUAUUUCCAUUCCUGUCAACGUUUCCUCGUUGGCCUCGUUCCCACUCAAGCAGCCCCCGUGGACACUGUGGUAGAAAUGACGCGCACCCACGACUUCAUGCACCUCCUCACUCGAUCAAGAUUUCGGUCGUCGGCAAAUAUCCUGUCGGGGUGGGGGGACAAAUCCCCGCAGCCUUGCAGGGAAAAUCAGGGUUGGUUAAACAAAAAUUAGCAUAGGUACACAUAGUUCUGUGAUGUUAAACAAUCAGCCCAGAGGCAUGAGGAGCGAGCCUUUAAACGCUGUCCAAAUGGACUUUUCCACCAGAGCUGUUGAACCGGGUGAAGACAGAUGACUUCAGCAAGAAACACGCAUGCUUAUUCUCAGUGCUCAGUGACGCUAUGGGACAACAACAACCAUAAAACAAACACUGGCAACGUAUAUUAAACUAUAGUACAAUACAGCAUAUCAGGAAUGUCAUCUCACUGUAAAAUGAUAAUAAACUACUGCUCAUUUGCAUGAAGUUAAACAGGACGUUUGUUUCUCAUAUGGUUGAUAAAUAUAAAAAAUGUCUUUCAUAAAAUAAUCUAUUGCCUACAUCCACACAUCUUUUGAAAGACCCAUAUUUUCGGUCUGCUUAAGCCUGAAGCCGAAGUCGUAGUUUGACCUGUUUUUAUCUGCUGUCAUUUUCAAUACUCCUGAUCCGGAGCAGUUUGGAUAAACAGAGGUGAACACAAUGUGUUGUUCAGGGAAACAAGUGGAUGCAAAGUACAGAUAAUGAGAAAUUAUUUAUGACAAAUAGGCUUUUGGGAAAAUGUCCACCACGAAUUAUGAAUGUGAAAAUGAUAGGAAGAUAUUUAAGCCCAUGUGGUCUUUGUAAAGCUCCCGGCGGUAAUACACAGUGUAGGGGACCGUGUCCGACUUGGACUCAUUUUGAAACAUGUAUUUGAUGUGAAUAAAUAAAUAAAAAAUUCCAACACUUGAAA